CUCUCUCUCUCCACCUCUAUGCUUGAUUCCUCAUGUUACUAGUCUUUGUCACUGCUUGUUGCAUGGUGCAUAAUAUGGUUUGAGCCUCAGGAUCUCUGCCUAAGCGCCUGCCUCUCUGUCUGGAUUGCUCUGCUAGAUUCAGCACUUUUCUGGUGUUGUGGACUGAGGAUCUGUUUGAACACUGUAGCAGACUCAGACUCUGCUGCAACUCUUGUUAAGUCUGCUCUGGGUGAAUGCCCCUGUAUUAGGGACAGCAUGCACUGGUCACUGCUCCCCCUGCUCCUGCUCUGUGGACUCCACUGCCUGGAGGCUCAGCGGCAGGACGACUACGAUGAGGACUACGAGGAAGAAGUGGACAUCAGGCCGAGAAAGAGGACCAACGGCAAGACAUUGACGACCAACCUCAUCCCCAAAAAUGGUCAAAACCCGCUGGCAGAGGACUGUAGUCUGGAGUUGGCGUUUGUGGUGGACAGCUCGGAGAGCGCCAAGGACAACCACGCUCAGGAGAAGCAGUUUGUCAUCGACGUGGUGGAGCGCCUGCAGGGCGUGCGCCUCCAGACGGGUCAGAGCCUCCGCUCGCGCACGGCCGUCCUGCAGUACAGCAGCCGCUCCUUCACCGAGCAGACCUUCGGGCAGUGGCAGGGCGUGGCCAACUUCAGGGCGCGCGUCCAGGAGCUGCGCUACAUCGGCCAGGGGACGUACGCCACCUACGCCAUCACCAACCUCACCCACCUGUACAUGCACGAGUCCGGCCUGGGGGCGGUCAAGGUGGCCGUGUUCCUGACCGACGGCGAGUUCCACCCGCGCAACCCGGACAUCUUCUCGGCCAUGGCCGACGCCAAGAACCAGGGCGUGCGCUUCUUCAUGGUGGGCAUCACGCCGGCCGCCAACGCGCCGGGCAACGUCCAGCAGCUGCGCCUGAUGGCCAGCCCGCCCGCCUCACGCUUCCUGUACAACAUGCAGGACAGGGAGAUCUUGGAGAAGAUUGUCAAGGAGAUUACGGCGCUGGUAGAUGAAGGGUGUCCUGUUUCUUCGCCGUGUGUGUGUGAUAAGGGGGAGAGGGGACCUCCAGGACCAGCUGGGAAAAAGGGGCGCUCAGGUGAUGAUGGCAUCCCAGGGCCUAAAGGGAUUAAGGGGGAAUCUGGCAACACUGGACUUGCGGGUCGUGAGGGGGCCGAGGGUAAGCCAGGCUACAAAGGAGAGAGGGGCGAGAGGGGAGAGUGUGGGACACCAGGAAUAAAAGGAGACAGAGGUCCAGAGGGUCCAGUUGGUAUUCGUGGAAGUAGAGGCCCAGAGGGUGUGGCUGGCCCCCAUGGGGACAUCGGCCCUGAAGGCCCCCCAGGGAAAAAAGGAGAGAGGGGACUUUCCGGCCCACCUGGAAUUCAGGGUCUUCCGGGAGUAGGUCUGCCAGGCCCAAAGGGUGACAUGGGCUUCCAAGGACGACUCGGCCCUCCCGGUCCACAAGGCCUUGGAGAACCAGGACCACCAGGGCCUCAAGGGCCACAGGGCACCCAGGGAGAGAGGGGCCAACAGGGUGAAGGCUUCCCAGGUGCUAAGGGAGAAAGAGGUCCAGAGGGGUCUAGGGGUCCUAGAGGAGGCCCCGGAAUCAGCAUCAAAGGAGAUAAGGGUGAUUUUGGGCCUCCUGGGCCUGCUGGUAUUAUCGGCCAACCAGGUCCUGGUAUCCAAGGAGAGAAGGGUGUAGAAGGGCCGAGGGGGCCUCCAGGAUCGCGUGGACCACAGGGGGAGGGGUUUCCAGGAUCAAAGGGAGAUCAGGGCUUGCCUGGGGAGGUUGGAUCGCCUGGGGAGAGAGGGGCAGGAGAGCCGGGGUCAAAGGGUGAACCAGGGUCUCCUGGGUUUGGUGGGGUACCUGGUCUUCCAGGAGAGGAUGGAGCCCCUGGGCAGAAGGGAGAACCAGGGGCAGUGGGUUUAAGGGGACUUGAAGGGGCACAAGGAGUUGGCAUUCAAGGAGAGAAGGGUGACCAAGGCCAGCGGGGGGUGAGGGGUUUAUCUGGGUCAGCUGGCCCACCUGGACCCUCAGGGCCAAAGGGUGAGCCAGGUGUACCUGGACGACUCGGAUUUCCUGGUCUGCCAGGACGUGCACUAAUUGGGCCAAAGGGUGAUCUCGGUCCACCUGGUCCUUCUGGCCCGAUUGGAGAGACUGGCUAUGGACUUCCUGGUCCAAAAGGUGACCGAGGAGACCAUGGUCCAGCAGGUCCAUUUGGACCCAAAGGGGAUGGCUACCCAGGCCCUAUGGGCCCCCCUGGUCUUACUGGCCUGCCGGGUGAACCUGGUCCAGAAGGGCUGGGCUUCCCUGGACCAAAGGGUGAUGUGGGCUUCAGAGGGCAGCCUGGCUUGCCAGGACCACCAGGAGAGGGCAAACAAGGACCACCAGGAAUCCAAGGAAGGUCUGGGCCUCCAGGGCCUGCAGGUCCUCAGGGAAUUGGUAUCCAGGGACCAAAGGGAGACCAAGGAUCUCCGGGGGGGACAGGACCGAGGGGUCCCGCAGGAGAGGGCUUCGCGGGGGCAAAGGGCGAUCGCGGUUCUCCCGGGGAGAGAGGCCUUAAGGGCAUUAAAGGAGACUUGGGAGACGCUGGUGUUCCUGGCGAAUCAGGAAGACCUGGUGUAAAAGGAGAAGCAGGCCUCACGAGGGAAGACGUCAUCAGGCUUAUUAAGGAGAUUUGUGGCUGCGGCAUCAAGUGCAAGGAGGUGCCCAUGGAGCUGGUGUUUGUGAUUGACAGCUCGGAGAGCGUGGGCCCCGACAACUACAACAUCGUGAAGGAGUUUGUCACGACGCUGGUGGACCGCGUGACCAUCGGCCGUAACGCCACGCGUGUGGGCUUGGUCCUCUACAGUCACGAGGCCAAAAUUCAGUUCAACCUGACACGCUACAACGCCAAGCAGGACGUCAAGCAGGCCAUCCGCAACAUGCCGUACAUGGGCGAGGGCACUCUGACGGGCACUGCCAUACGCAUGGCCACGCAGGCCUUCAACAGCGCCCGCCAAGGCGUGCGCAAGGUGGCCGUGGUCAUCACCGACGGGCAGACGGACACGCGCGACCCCGUCAAACUGGACAUCGCCGUCCGGGAAGCCCACGCGGCCAACGUGGAGAUGUACGCGCUGGGCAUCGUCAACGCCAGUGACCCCACGCAGGCCGAGUUCCUCCGCGAGCUCGACCUCAUCGCCUCCGACCCAGACAGCGAGCACAUGUACCUCAUCGAUGACUUCAACACGCUGCCAGCUCUGGAAUCUAAAAUGGUCAAUCAGUUCUGUGAGGAUGAAAACGGCGCUUUGGUCCUCAACCGUGUCAAUGGCUACCUUAACGGAUUCAACGGCUACACCAACGGCAAUGGCAACAACAACGGCUACAACGGCUACAACGGCCACCGUAACCGGAUCAAUGAUGCCAACGGCCAGGGAAGCAACAACAGAAAGACACUGAAUGGGAGACACCCUCUCAAGCCUACUAACACACACAUUACUACGCAUAGAGAAACACACGGAGGCACACACACAAAUACCCAUUCCGGAACACAUACUGGCACACACACAGGUACCCAUUCCGGAACACAUACGGGCACACACACAGGUACACACACUGGAACGCAUUCUGGCCGAGAUCACUCACACACUGUCAGCAGUGGAGGAGAAACCACCGAGCAUGGUGGUGUUGCCACUGGUGGCACACAAUCACACUCCAGGACCCACAGCCAUGACAACAAGACAUCUGUCAACAGGACGUCUACACCUACAGUCUAUGUCCCGGUACCAAGAGAACCUUUCCCUGAAGAGAUCGUCCCCCUGGACCCGCGCUGUGAGCUGCUGCUGGAGCCGGGGCCCUGCCGAGAGUACAUCAUCCGCUGGUACUACGACCGGCAGGCCAACGCCUGCGCCCAGUUCUGGUACGGAGGCUGCGAGGGCAACCGGAACCGCUUUGACACCGAGGCCGAGUGCAAAAAGACCUGCGUGGCCAGGAGAGCAGGUGGCUAACCCAGAGGAUCCAGUCCAAGCACCUCAUCUUUGCCAUACCUCAUCCGUGGCUACCCUCCCCACCAAUGGGAAGCAAUCGGCACACCAACACCUCCAUCAGCCUAGCUACACCUAGCCAGGCUUAACUAUGCCCAAUGGACCUUGUGUAAAUACUAUAGUCACCAAGUCAGUCCACAUAUAGGCUAGUAAAGAUAGUCGUGUCUGACUUAGAUAUCUAUACUGUACUUGUUGUUUGUAUUUUUAUAUAUUUUUUAUACUGUAUCUUUUCUCACUGGAGUCUGUUUGGAAAUGAGAGAAUGGAGCACUGUGAUCAUUCGAUGAUUCAUUGUUUUGUCAUCUGCAUACCUUUUUCAAGGUGAUUUUAAGGUCAUAUACACACAUUUGCACACGCACGCUCGCACACGCACAGAGCGCACACACACACACACACACACAGUCACACACACACACACACACACGCACUGCCAGUAUAAACCCAUAAACCCAUUUUGCCCAGGGAUUGCGUAAGUGUAGGUCUAGUUUUACAUUGUGGUUCCUUGAGAAUUUGAAUAUAAGAGAAGUGACAUAAUAAUGAUGGGAACGUGUUAUAAAAGCAGAACGUUCUACACACACGCGCGCGCAAAGUCUCCGGCCAACAAACAUGCACAUAAAUGCACCACACACAGUCUCUGAGUAUCUGUGAAUCUAACAACACUGCUCAAGUUAAUCUUGGAAUUUUAUUUUAUUGAGAUGUUUACAAUAACAUGAUACCCUGGGCUGCAUUUUUUACAAUGUAUUUUCUGACCCUAUUUUCAUAAAUAAAAUGGUGUUUUAAAUUUUA
Molecule: messenger RNA, 4807 nt
Organism: Sardina pilchardus (European sardine)
Lineage: Eukaryota; Metazoa; Chordata; Actinopteri; Clupeiformes; Clupeidae
Product: collagen alpha-1(XXVIII) chain-like
Exons: 37
Coding region: 256-3987 (1243 amino acids)
Molecular function (GO): serine-type endopeptidase inhibitor activity
Source: RefSeq, a predicted model, not a curated record